Molecule: messenger RNA, 1794 nt
Organism: Aspergillus clavatus NRRL 1
Lineage: Eukaryota; Fungi; Ascomycota; Eurotiomycetes; Eurotiales; Aspergillaceae
Product: ferric reductase family protein
Exons: 4
Coding region: 1-1794 (597 amino acids)
Biological process (GO): iron ion transport; copper ion import; intracellular iron ion homeostasis
Cellular component (GO): plasma membrane
Molecular function (GO): ferric-chelate reductase activity
Source: RefSeq, a predicted model, not a curated record
AUGCAGUCCCUUCUUCUUGGCUUGUCCCUGGUUGGACUUUCUUUCGCAGCAGAUCUUGAAAAGCGCGGUGGUGGUGGCAAUGACUCCGCCUGGGAGUUCUAUGAGCUCGUCAAUGAUGACCUCUCCCGUAUCACCAUCCUCGUUCUCGGCUGUAUGGCCGCCUUCAUCUAUAUCUGGAAGAUGUGGUUCCGGAUCGCGGGGCAUCUGAGACGGCUGGCGAGCUUCAGCAAUGAACGCCAACGGUACUUCGUUUCCCCCGAGGGAACUUUCGGCAAGAUCAAGAACCACAUCAUCUACGCACCGUUGUUCCGGAACAGACACAACCGCGAAUUCCAACUGUCGUCGGCUCUCAACAUGGGCACCCUGCCCAGCCGCUUCCACACGUUCAUCGUAUUCGGCAUCAUCGUCCUGAAUGUGGUGCUCUGCGUGGUCACCGUUCCGUAUCAGAAGGAGGAGAAGACCCUUGCCGGCGUCAUCCGUAACCGUACCGGUACCAUGGCGACCGUUAACAUGAUUCCUCUCGUGCUCCUGGCCGGAAGAAACAACCCCCUCAUUGGUCUUCUGCAAGUUCCUUUCGACACAUUCAACCUGAUCCACCGCUGGCUCGCUCGGAUUGUGGUUUUCGAGACCAUUGCUCAUGUGUUUGCAUGGGCUAUUCCCAAGGCUCAGACCGCCGGAUGGGACAUUGUUGGUAUGGUCUUUGGAAAGAGCACCUUUCUUCUGACCGGACUCAUCGCCGGCUGUGCGUUCGUGGGUCUCAUGGUUCACUCGGUUUCUCCGAUCCGCCACGCUUUCUAUGAAACAUUCCUUCAUCUGCACAUUGCCAUGGUCGUUGUCUCCAUCGUCGGUCUCUGGAUUCACCUGAAGGGUCUGCCUGCGCAGACCUACCUGCUCGUUGCCAUUAUCUUCUGGGGACUCGAGCGAACUGCCCGCUUCGCAAUCAUUCUGUACCGCAACUGUGGACGCAAGUCAACUGCAGCAGUCGUGGAGGCCCUGCCUGGUGACGCGAUGCGGAUCACUCUGAGGAUGGCCAGACCCUGGACGUUCAAGCCCGGCCAGCACAUCUACCUUUACAUUCCAUCGAUCGGGUGGUGGAUGUCCCACCCAUUCUCUGUCGGCUGGAGCGAAUCCGAGGACACGAUUACGGACGAGAAGGGCAUCCCCAUGACCCGCCAGGACGUAUUUGGUGUUCAGAAGACGACUAUUUCCCUCCUGAUUCGACGCCGGACUGGUUUCACAAACAAGCUGUACCAGCGCGCUCUCAGCGCCCCCGAUUCGCGUGUCACUCUCAAGGCGUUUGCGGAGGGCCCGUACGGAGGCAUCCACACCAUGGACUCUUACGGAACCGUUGUGCUUUUCGCCGGUGGUGUCGGCAUCACCCAUCAGGUCCCCUUCGUCCGCCAUCUCGUCCAAGGCUAUGCCGACGGCACCGUGGCUGCGCGACGCGUCACCCUGGUCUGGAUCAUUCAGUCCCCCGAGCACCUUGAGUGGAUCCGUCCCUGGAUGACUAGCAUUCUGGCUAUGGAUCGUCGCCGAGAAGUCCUUCGGAUCAUGCUGUUCAUCACCCGGCCGCGCAACACCAAGGAGAUUCAGAGCCCCAGCGCGACCGUCCAGAUGUUCCCUGGCCGACCGAACAUUGACACGCUGAUCGGAAUGGAGGUGGAGAAUCAGGUUGGAGCGAUGGGCGUGCUGGUCUGCGGAAACGGCAGUCUGAGUGAUGAUGUUCGCCGGGUCUGCCGCCAGAGACAGGAUCAGACACACGUCGACUUUGUUGAAGAGAGCUUUACGUGGUAG